Molecule: messenger RNA, 2029 nt
Organism: Amphimedon queenslandica
Lineage: Eukaryota; Metazoa; Porifera; Demospongiae; Haplosclerida; Niphatidae
Source: RefSeq, a predicted model, not a curated record
AGAAUACUUGGACUUGUUACUUAUAUACUAGCUACAAUUGACAAAAAUGAAAAUUUUUCAAGCUCUCAUAAUCUCAGUCUCUUUAUUAUGGAAUGCUACAGGAGACUUUACACUGUCAUUCCAGUUUCAUCGCUACAGCAAUCCUUCUGAUCGUGAUGUUAAUGGAAACUGUUGUGAUACUGCUCAGAGGGUCAUAUGUGGCUCCUGUGACACUCAUUUUAAAUCACUUUGUCUAAGAAAUGGAGGAACAUCACAUUCCCAAACCGGUCAAUGCAUACCUGGCACUGUUUUAAGUCCUGGAGGGGUUGGUGGAAGCAGUGUAAACUUUAGUGCCCACAUUGGUGUCAUUUCAAAUCCUUUUGGCUACAAUAAAUCUGGAAGUAUUUUACAAUCUGGGUUUCAGUUAUACUUGGAAGUAUGGGACGAUGAUCAAUUUAGUGUUGAUGACUUAAUUGACAGAAUAGUAUUUAACAUUUCUAAUCACACUUCAUCUCAAAUAUCACACACUGCAAUCGGUGUAUUUAGCAGAGUUUCAUUAUUAUCCAGUUAUAGGCUGUUAUGCAGUGUGAAUUAUUAUGGAUUUGAUUGUUCAGUCCUCUGUAUACCCUAUAAUGAUGAUACUAAUGGACACUAUACCUGUAAUAGCACUACUGGAGCAAAGAAAUGUAGAGAGGGCUGGCAGAAUGUAACCAAUAACUGUACAAAUGUUGCUUGCAAUUUAGUGUGUCAAUCACCAGGUGGUACAUGUACACAUAAUGGGACUUGUCAGUGUACUAUUGGUUGGUCAGGAGAUGGCUGUGACAUACCUCAGUGUAUUGAAGGGUGUCAUCCUCAAGGAGGAUAUUGUACUGAGCCAUAUCAAUGUUUGUGCUACAAUAAUUGGAAUGGAAGUCUUUGUAAUGAGUCGUUUUGUACUGUUAACUGUAGUUCAAUAGGAGGACAAUGCCUGGUACCUGAUCAGUGUACAUGUUUUGCUGGUUAUACAGGACCUGCAUGUGAAAUUGAUUUACUUCCUUGUGAUCAUCAAAUGCCUUGCUUUAAUGGAGGUCAUUGCUCCCAUACUGAAUCUCCUGGAGAAUAUGUUUGCUCCUGUCAAGUGGGUUACAUGGGAAUGAAUUGUGAGGUUAAUAUUGACGUCUGUGCUACUCAACCAUGUCUUAAUAAUGGAACAUGUAUUAAUGAAGAUCCUGGCAAUUACAGUUGCAUAUGUUCUGCUGGAUGGACAGGAAAAUCUUGUCAUUUCUCAAUUGAAUAUUGUGAAUCAAACCCAUGUAUUAAUAAUGGAACAUGUGUGAAUCUUCCAAAUGCUUACUAUUGUAACUGUUCAAGUCAAUAUGAAGGACUGAACUGUGAACUAGCUGUUAACGCUUGUCUUCCUGAUCCUUGCCAAAACAACUCCACAUGCAUUAACCAUGUUACUAGUUACUCUUGUGAAUGCAAUGAAGGAUUCACUGGCCAUGACUGUGAAAGCAUAAUAUCAUCAUCAUACACUACAGCAUCGCUGCCAUCGCCUUCUGCAAAUCCCCCCACUACAACCAUAGAUACUACAACAAGUCAAACUAUAGUAGGUCCAAUUGUUGGAGGUAUUGUUGGUUCAUUGUUUCUAACAAUACUCUUGAUCACAGCUUUUGUUGCAGUAUCAGUUAUAGCAUCGUGUUUUAAGAAAAGGAAAAUGAGGAACCACAAGGAGAUUCACACAAGUGAUGCAAUGGAUAACGUAGCUACUAUUACUCCAUUGCCUAACCCAAGUUAUGCAGUGAUUCAAAGAGCAUAUGGUGAUAAUGAUGAGGACUUAUACAUAUGAGAAAAUAGAUCUUUUUAUCCCAUAUUAAAUAUAAACUACUUACUAUACAUGGUACAAAAAUUUGUCAUGCAAUCAAAUAAUUCAAUUAGAUACAAGUAGAUAUACUGCCAUUACUAUUCAUUCAUUCAUUCAUGCAUGUGCAUGUACAAAUUAUUCUUACUAUCAUUAUUAAUAAUCAUACUAACAAUGUUAAAACAAAAUAACACAAAAAAGACAAUGAAAAAA